Messenger RNA from Planococcus citri (citrus mealybug), 7806 nucleotides. It is a transcript of the gene Tmem63, whose product is annotated as transmembrane protein 63. Gene Ontology annotation, cellular component: plasma membrane. The transcript has 15 exons. The record is from RefSeq and is a predicted model, not a curated record. Bases 344 to 2743 code for a protein of 799 amino acids. NCBI's taxonomy places the organism in Eukaryota, Metazoa, Arthropoda, Insecta, Hemiptera, Pseudococcidae. Gene Ontology annotation, molecular function: calcium-activated cation channel activity.
GUCGACCGUCACUGUCUUUGAUUUGUCUACUAGUUUCAGUUUGUCGUGGAUAUCCGAGGGUUUUCGCUAAUUACUCUUUAAGUUUAAAGGUUGUUAAAUCACUUACGUUAAUUUAAUUCUAAAAAUUGUAAAUUAAAAUCACUACAAAGUCCGUUUUUUCCCUCGCUGUACGUUUUAUUCAUUCGCGAAAUACCGAUGUUCGAUAUGUUAACGAAAAGUUAUCUGUUUAUUUGUCGUUUGCAGUGUAUCGAAAAUGCGUGAAAUUUUUAAAUAGUGCGGUGUGUGAACCAGUUGUGAAGGAUAUACGAUGGAAUAUUGGCCAAAUUGUUAACCGUUUACAAUUAUGGUCGAGACCACUGAUAUCGUAGGCAAAUGCAAUAGUUAUUCGACUUUCAAUAAAACUUCGGCGUUGAAAUUUACACCCGGAUAUGAAGGAGUACCUGAAAAUUUGAUACUGAAUUUCGCAGGAUGGCUGAUUUUAAUACUGUUUUUUACCAUCAUGCGAAAAAAGGCCUGGGAUUAUGGUCGGUUGGCUUUGGUACAUAAGGAUAACGACAGAUGGACGAGAAUAUUUUACGGCACGAUGGACGAAAUUGUAACAGAAGAUGGCGCACCUCCUAAAUUCAUCACCCAAGAUCGAGGUUUUUUUGCUUGGAUUAUGGCUACUUUUAGAAUCAAAGACGAGCAUAUUUUAUCGAAAUGCGGAUUAGACGCUGUGCAAUACUUGUCAUUUCAAAGAAACGUGAUCUUGUUGGUAGGCAUCAUGACGUCCAUUUCGUUAGGUAUUGUGUUACCUAUAAAUUUCGCCGGAACGUUGCAAGGAGGAGAUUCCGCCUUCGGCCAUACCACAGUCAGCAAUUUAGAUCCACAGUCGGACUGGUUAUGGGUACACGUUACCAUAGCGAUAUUAUAUUUACCAUUAAGCAUCGCUAUAAUGCGUAGGUUUUCGGUGAAAUUACGUCUGGAAAUUAUAGACAGCGUUUCCCGCACUCUUAUGAUUACGGAUAUACCUCGUCGUAACUGCGACGUUAACGACCUGGCGCGUCAUUUCAGGGAAGCGUAUCCGGAGUACGAAGUUCAAAAUAUUCAGCUGGCCUAUGAUAUCACCAAAGUUAGUCAAUUAGAUCAAGAAAGAGACGUUGCUCAUCAGGCGAGAAUAUAUUGCGAAGAGUAUUUCAAAACGACCGGAGAACGAUUAACGGUACAUCCUUACAUGUGCGGAUACAUAUUUUCGUGUUGUGGUCAUUUCGAAGGACAGUCUGUAGAUGCCAUCGACUAUUACAAAGUAGAAGAGGAUAAUUUAAGAAUCGCGAUGGAAGCUGCGAAAUCGAAAUCUCUAAAAAGGCCUCUCGGCAUAGCUUUUAUCACAUUGGGUUCGGUCGAAGGUGCCAAACACGUUUAUCAAGAUCAUAAAUACGAUUUCAAAAGGUGUUCGUCGCAGCCUCCUGUCACCAGCGUAUCUGGUCUUUUGCAACCUCAACAGUGGACGGUGAAAUUCGCUCCACCUCCUCAAGAUAUAUUUUGGGAAAAUCUAUCGGAAACCUCUACCAAUAGAACGUGGAAGACGUCGAUGAUUAAUACAUUUUUAGUAGUGACCUUGUUCUUUCUAACAACGCCACCUAUUCUAUUAAACACAAUGGAUACGUUGAAACUUCGCGAAAUAGAGAAAAUGAAUCCAGUGCUAUCGGAAACGAUGCCUACGUUGUUAUUGUGGACAUUUGCGGCGCUACUUCCGGUCAUAGUGAUUAAAUCUGAUCAAUGGAUGAGUCACUGGACGAGAUCGGAAAGGAAUCACGCCAUUAUGAGAAAAACGUUUAUAUUUUUAUUAUUCAUGGUGCUUAUUUUACCAUCGCUCGGAUUAGCUAGCGUGCAAGCUUUUUUGGAAUUCUUCUUGAGGCAGAACAACGAGCAGUAUCGUUGGCAAUGUUUAUUCUUGCCGGAUAAGGGGGCUUUCUUCGUGAAUUACGUAAUAACGUCGGCGUUGAUCGGUACUGGAUUAGAAUUGAUUCGAUUUCCGGAACUAUUUCUGUACGCAGUUCGUCUUUUGCUGUCAAGAUCAAAAGCAGAAACUAUUAGCGCUCGUAAACUUGUUCUUUGGGAAUUUCCUUUCGGAGUACAUUACGCUUGGAUGUUGCUAAUUUUCGCAUUAACGGUCGUGUACAGUUUAUCGUGUCCGUUAAUUACGCCUUUCGGGUUGCUGUAUAUGUUAAUGAAACACUUCGUCGAUCGCUAUAACAUCUACUUUGCGUACGGACCAUCUAAAAUCAAACAGCAAAUUCACGGUACAGCUAUAAAUUUUGUCAUCGUUUCGGUGGUGCUGUUACAAGCCAGCUUCAUGCUGCUGUCCAUAGUUCGAAAUCAUUUUCAAAAGAUCACUAUUUACGCUAUUAUCGGGUUCUUUAUCACGAUUGCUUUCGCCUUCGCUCAAUGUUUCUUGAGAUGGUGCGAAUCGUGGGGUCCUAUUCAUUACCAAAGCGCUAAAUCUAGAGCAGCCCAAAGUCCACGCAAACGAGAUAUAUACUCGCAAUUUCAAUACGUUCCGGAUGUGCUGAGGCGUAGCACGUUACCGUCGCAUCGCGAUGAUAACAACGGUAGUAUCUCGCAAAAUAACCUCGUUACCCUGUACACGUCACCGGAAGCCGUCGAAACGCAAAUUGAUAACAAUUCGGCUGUCGUCAACUUGAAUGAAAAAGACACCACGAUGCUGUACCAGAAUUACAACGGCGGCACCAUUCAAACUUGAAGGAAUCUGCGUACGCGGUAAUCGUAAUCCUAAAGAAAUGCCGCGCCGAGCGCGUGAUUUUCCUUUUUUAUUUCGAGGGAGGUUUUUGAAAAAUGUUCCCUCCGAGUUAGUAUUCGUGUGUGGUACGAUUCGAAUUGUUACCGUCCUCUAUUCUCAUAAUUGUUGUGAGAUUGUCACGUUACAUUGUUGUCUCAUUAGUUCCUGAGUUUUAUUGGAACCUAGUCUUAUACGAGUUGCGAUUCUCUCGUAUAUCUAUGUGUUUGUGUACCUUGUUUUAUCUCUUCAUAUUUUUUUCUUCAUUUUUUUCCUUUUUUUUUCUUUUUCAAUCCGAUUAAUGUUUUUACGAGUAUUUUAAUUUUUUUUUCUCGAAUUUUUACAUGUUUUGUAUACCUUUAAUGCGAGUCUAUUUUUGUCUAUCAUAUCGUUGUGUUCUCUGAUACCCGUUCGAGGUUUUAUCAAUUUUUUUUUCUUUUUUAAAUACGAAAUUUUUUUUAGAAAAAUAAUGCUAAUACUUGCGGAAAAAAUUUAGUUAAUUGAUAUUUUACAUUCCGUGAAUUGAAAAAAAAAUAAUGAUUUUUAUGAAACAUUCCAUUAAUAUUAGUAAUUCGAGAGUUAGUACUUCAAACUCGUGCAAUAGUUUUUAUCACAAUUUUGUGUUGGCGAAUAGAAAGUAAAUUUAGGUGAAAAAUCACGAGGCUUAAUCCACUCUAAAAAAAAAAAAAAGGAUCAGGGGAUGGGGAUUUAGAAACCGACAAGGGAGCCUCUAGAAAAUGGAAAGAGCAUGAGCUGAAACCCCAGUAAACAACAUUUCAAAUGCGCAAAUUGAUUUUUUGAUUUUUGGGAAAUUUUUGAAAAUUUAAAAUUUGCCAUUUUUGGCAAUGUAGGUAUUUUUGGAAAAAAUCGUUGAAAUUGGGGCAUUUUGUCCUGGAAUUACGAUCAUUGCACCCCCCUCCUCCCAGCCGAAUUUCAUCGUUUUCAGUUAUUCUGGAGCCUCUAGUGCGAUUUUAUAUUUCUCCAGAAUUAAAAAAAUGAAAAAUUUGCUGUUCGUUGAGAAAUUUUUAAAAUUUUUAUAAAUGGCUAAAUGUUUGAAACCAACCGUACUAUUCAAAAUGUCAUCAUUUCGAGUGAUUCUGGAGUCUCCAGUGCGGUUUCAUAUUUCUGCAGGAUUAAAAAAAUGUUAAAAUUUUCUGUUCGUUGGGAAAUUUUUAAAAUUUGCAUAAAAAUGGCUAAAUGUCUAAAACCAACCCUCCGAUUUCAAAUUUUACCAUUUCGAGUGAUUCUGGAGCCUCCAGUGCGAUUUUUUACAAAUAUUUCUCCAGAAUAAAAAAAAAAUGGAUAAUUUGCUGUUCCUUGGAAAAUCUUUAGAAUUUGUAUGAAAAGCUGUUAUCCAAAAUUACUCCCUCCACCAUCCAAAUUUCACCAUUUCGAGUGAUUCUGGAGCCUCCAGUGCGAUUUUUUACAAAUAUUUCUCCAGAAUAAAAAAAAUGGAAAAUUUUCUGUUCGUUGAGAAAUUUUUAAAAAUAAAUGGCUAAAUGUCUAAAACCAACCCUUUGAUUCCAAAUUUCAUCAUUUCGAGUGAUUCUGGAGCCUCCAGUGCGAUUUUUUACAAAUAUUUCUCCAGAAUAAAAAAAUUUGGAAAAUUUUCUGUUCGCUGGAAAAUCUUUAAAAUUUGUAUGAAAAGCUGUUAUCCAAAAUUACUCUCUCCCCCAUGCAAAUUUCACCAUUUCAAGUGAUUCUGGAGCCUCCAGUACGAUUUUUUUCAAAUAUUUCUCCAGAAUAAAAAAAAUGGAAAAUUUGCUGUUCGUUGAGAAAUUUUUGAAAUUUGCAUAAAUGGCUAAUGUCUAAAACCAACCCUCCGAUUCCAAAUUUCACCAUUUCGAGUGAUUCUGGAGCCUCCAGCGCGAUUUUUUACAAAUAUUUCUCCAGAAUAAAAAAAAUGGAAAAUUUAUUGCUGUUCGUUGAGAAAUUUUUGAAAUUUGCAUAAAUUGCUAAUGUCUAACACCAACCCUCCGAUUCCAAAUUUCACCAUUUCGAGUGAUUCUGGAGCCUCCAGUGCGAUUUUUUACAAAUAUUUCUCCAGGAUUAAAAAAAUUGGAAAAUUUUCUGUUCGUUAAAAAAUCUUUAAAAUUAGUAUGAAAAGCUGUUAUCCAAAAUUACUCCCUCCCCCAUGCAAAUUUCACCAUUUCGAGUGAUUCUGGAGCCUCCAGUACGAUUUUUUACAAUUAUUUCUCCAGAAUAAAAAAAAUGGAAAAUUUGCUGUUCGUUGAGAAAUUUUUAAAAUUAGUAUGAAAAGCUGUUAUCCAAAAUUACUCCCUCCCCUCCCCAAAUUUCACCAUUUCGAGUGAUUCGGGAGCUUCCAGUUAGAUUUUCGGUAUUUCCAGAAUUUUAAAAUGUCUCCUGAAAACGUGAAGAUUAAUUUGGGCAGCUAAAAAUCAAGUUGUGGCUUUUUCUCUACCUGUUCAACGAGUUUAUCUGCAUUUGGCUUAAUUUCCAGCAGACAUAAAAUUCAAAAAAUCAAAAUUUUUCUGUUCGUGAGGAAAUUUUUGAAAUUUUUGCACGAAUGGUUGUAUAUUUUCUAAAAUCAACCCUCCAAAUCGAAAUUUCAACAUUUUGAGCUAUUUUCGAGCUUUCAGUUCGAUUUUCGAUUCCUCCAGAUGGUGCUAAAAUUAAUUUGGACAAUUAAAAAUCGAGUUGUAGCUUAUUCUCGACCUAUUCAACAAAUUCAUCCACAUUUGACGGGAUUUUUAAGCACACUCACAAAAUAAAUGUUUUCAACCGGGGUAAAUUAAUCAGAAAAAAAAUUCAAAAAAUUCAAUUUUUUUUUUCAUGAUAAAUAUUUUUGAAAUUUGCACUAGUGGCUUCAUCUGGUCUGAAACCAAACCUCAGAAUUCAAAUUUCACCAUUUUGAGUCAUUCUGAAGCCUCCAGCGCGAUUUUCGAUUUCUCCAGAAUUUAGAAAUUUCUUUAAAAGACGUGAACAUUUAUUUGGGCAGCUAAAAAAUCGAGUUGUGACCUAGCAACUGAAAUUUUAGUUAUGGGAGUUUCAAAAUUGGAGUCUGCUUUGAAUCAGAUGCGGACACUUCGGGAGGUUCCCUUGUGAGAUGAUUAAUUCGGGAGACCUUGCCUCAAAAAUGGACCACUCGUUGAUUCUUAGAGAGAACGUGACUUCCAAAAUAUUCUUAUUUUGAUACACAUUUUUUUCCUCAUAAUCUUUUAUGAACAACUUUGUACACUAUUUUUCUAUUUGCCAAUACUAAGUAAUUACUUUUCAUUGUUCUUUUAUGCGUUGAAAUUUUUUUCUGUACGUGUUUUAUCGAUGUUCUGAAACGAGAAAAUUUUAUUCAGUAAUUUCAAGUUACAUAUUACCAAAUUAUUUAUUUUAUUCGUUUCGAAUACGUACAAUUCUAGUUAAUCUCUUUCAUUACGAAUAACUUCGGUAAUGUUUUUUUAUACAUUAUUUUUUCGUGUGCGUUUUAUCCUAAUAACUAUAAUUUAGUUAAAUAUUCUAGGUAUGUAGAUUACAUACAAUAUGAUUUCGUAUACCAAACAGCUCAGCCUAUCAUCGUUUAGAAUAGCUUUUUUUUCUGUUAGUGCUGGAGCUAAACCGUUGGAACAGUUUCUCUGUCGAUGUCGACGUCAAGGUGCAAUUUUCUUUUUACAUCACGACUAAAUUUUUAUUUAUUUUAUUAACGAAACGAUAAUAUUAUUUUAUCGAAUUAGUAGGUAAUUUCUCGAACCACUAUUAUAUAGUGGCAGAAGUCCAACUAAUCAACGCUGUUUUUAAUUUUUUUUUUGACACGCUUGUGAGAAGCUUUCUUUUGCUAAUUGUGAUAAGGCCAAUACAGCUUUCCUUGUUUUUUUGAUUUCGCUGCGACGAUCGUUGGAUAAUACAAUAGUUUUAAUUUUUAUUUUGCCUAGGCUGUGGUUUUAACGUGAUACAAUGAAUUAUAUUGCUCACGCAUUCUUAAAAGUGUAAAUGUGUUGUACCAUGCUUUGUCCGGGCGAAUACAACAGAAAGAUGCGUGAAUUUAUUUUUGUUUUGCUCUGAUUUUGAUUUUUUUUUUUCGUUUUUUUUCUUAUUUCUUUUUUGCUCGUGGAUGUUUCGAGCGUUAGAAUAGUAGUAACCGAAAAGCAAUGUAUGUGUUAGUUAAUAAGUUCCUAAUUGUAACGAAGAAGGAGAAAUGAAUCGUGCGUCGUGCAAUAAGUAUUUUAUAUUAUUGCUUGUUUAUGUUUUGACGAUGAAUGAAUGUUUGUUUUUUUGUUUUUAUAUUCCGGUAUGUAAUAUCGAUGGAUGGAGAUCAUCGAGAUACUGCGAUAUAGUACCUACGUUGUAAUGUAAAUGUUUUUUUGGUUGAUUGAAUUGCCUAUACUCUUGUAAGAGCAACGAACGAAUUCUUCUUUGAUUCGGACUUUUUUUUUCGUAGUAUUUUUUUCCUUCUAAAGUAAAAAUAUAAUAAGCUUUGCCAAAAACGAUGAUAAAUAACGACAAUUCGUUCAGUUUGUGAAUGUUAAACGUAAGAUAUUAGUCUGUGUAAUAGGUUGUGAUGCGGUAUCUUCGAAAGGUUGUAGUGAAAUUUUUAUCAUUAUUUUGUAAUUUAUUAGAAAAAUUCUAUAGCUAAUGAGGUAAUUGAAAACAAUACACUCGGAUUGUUUUGUUACUUGUUUUUUUUUUUUUUAAAAUCGAUAACAUAUCCAAACAGUAUAUCAAUUAUUUGAAAGCCCCUUUGAAAAAGGGAUGUUUCAAAUUAAAAUUUAUAUCUUUCAUGUUGAAAUGUUAUAUUUUAAUACAUCGCAGUUCUUGAAUCUAGUCAUGUUAUUCGAGACUGUUACCGUUUUAAAAAUUCAAUUGAGGGUUGAUUCUUCAUGACCGAACGAAAAAAUUUAUUCGUUUACCCGAAUCGAUUAUAUUUUACUUGCAGCAAGUAUGCGUGUUUGUGUUUUUACUACAACUACCAGUAUUUUUUGGUUUUUACACGCAUUGUAGUGUGAAAAUUUAUGUGUGUAUUUGUAAUAAUUUAUUUCUAUUCUAUGUUGCUAUUAACAAUAAACCGGAAUUAACGAUUA